This is a messenger RNA of Mercurialis annua (annual mercury), 2201 nucleotides long. RefSeq names its product probable inactive purple acid phosphatase 27. The transcript has 11 exons. Gene Ontology annotation, molecular function: metal ion binding; acid phosphatase activity. The record is from RefSeq and is a predicted model, not a curated record. NCBI's taxonomy places the organism in Eukaryota, Viridiplantae, Streptophyta, Magnoliopsida, Malpighiales, Euphorbiaceae. Bases 100 to 2010 code for a protein of 636 amino acids.
UCUUACUUAUAGCAAAUAGAAAUAUAUUAGAAGAUAACAUUUCUUCUUUCUUUCCUAGCUAGCUAGCAAUUUUGUAUUGUUAGUUCUCAAAAUUUGAACAUGAAACCCUCAUGUUGUUCUUGGGUUUUCUUUGUUCUAGUAACAUUAUUUUUAUUUCCUAACUCUUCUUCUUCGUAUGUGUUGCAUCCGGCCAUCGUUAACUCGACGAUCAAGCACACAAGCUACACUGGAAUAUCGAGUUUUCGCGUGCUUAACAGAAGAGCUUUGCUUGAAUGUCCAUUUGCAAAUCUUCAUAAGAUUAAAAUGAGUGUUAGCUCAACAGCGAAUAUUAAUAAUAACUACACUCUCUCUAAUGAAGAAUUUGUGAAUGUAACCGUUACUGGAGUUUUGCAUCCUUCAAAAGAUCAUUGGAUCGCCAUGAUAUCACCAAUUAAUUCCGACGUCUCGAGUUGUCCAUUAAACAAAGUUCAGUAUGUACAGACCGGUGAUACUACCAGUCUUCCUCUACUCUGUCAUUAUCCUGUUAAGGCCAAGUAUAUGAGCGAUGAUCCGGAGUAUCUAAAGUGUAAACCAAAAUGCAACAUGAAGGGCAUCAACUGUUUCGUUGACAGUGCUUGCAGUGGUACACUCGACUUUCAUUUGAUCAAUAUUAGAAGUGACAUUGAGUUUGUCCUUUUUGCCGGCGGCUUCGAUACGCCUUGCAUUUUGGCUAGGUCUGCUCCACUCAAGUUUUCUAAUCCGAAUUCACCAUUACAUGCCCAUAUUUCGAGCACGGACUCAACCGGAACAUCUAUGAGAGUAACAUGGACUAGUGGUAGUGCACAACCACAACAAGUGAAGUAUGAUGGAAAAAUAGCUGCAUCACAAGUUACAACAUUUACACAAAAGGAUAUGUGUAGUACGGUUAUCCCAAGUCCUGCCAGCGAUUUUGGGUGGCAUGACCCUGGCUUUAUACAUUCUGCUAUCAUGACUGGACUCACCCCUUCAACCACCUUCUCCUACAGAUAUGGAAGUGAUUUAGUUGGUUGGAGUGUUGAAACCAAGUUUAAGACACCACCUGCCGGAGGAGCAAAUGAAGUAAAGUUUCUUGCAUUCGGUGAUAUGGGAAAGGCUCCCCGUGAUGCUUCUGCUGAACACUACAUUCAGCCAGGAUCCAUAUCAGUGAUUGAAGCUGUGGCUGAAGAACUAAAAUAUGGAAAUGUAGACUCCAUCUUCCACAUUGGAGAUAUAAGCUAUGCAACCGGUUUCUUAGUUGAAUGGGACUUUUUCCUUCACCAAAUCAACCCGGUCGCUUCUCGAGUUUCUUACAUGACUGCAAUAGGAAACCAUGAAAGAGAUUAUAUAGAAUCGGGAGGGGUUUACGGAACUCCCGACUCAGGUGGAGAAUGCGGAGUUGCUUACGAGAAAUAUUUUCCAAUGCCAACCUUAGCUAAGGAUAAGCCAUGGUAUUCCAUUGAACAAGGAAGUGUUCAUUUCGUGGUCAUGUCAACCGAAAAUGACUGGUCUCCAGGUUCCGAACAGUAUCAAUGGAUGAGAAAGGACAUGGCUUCGGUUAAUCGCUCAAGAACGCCUUGGUUAGUCUUCACAGGGCAUAGACCUAUGUACUCAUCUGAUUUGUUAAGCGUGGACGGAAAGUUUGUCGACUUUGUGGAGCCAUUAUUAGUAGAGUUCAAGGUCGAUCUGGUGCUAGUCGGUCAUGUUCACAAUUACGAAAGAAGCUGUUCUGUUUCUGAAUCAAAAUGCUUGGCUAUGCCUACCAAAGAUGCAAAUGGGAUAGACACAUAUGAUCACAGCAACUAUGUAGCCCCAGUGCAUACAGUUAUCGGCAUGGCUGGCUUUCGCUUGGACAGCUUCCCACCCUUUAUUCCAGGUUGGAGUUUGAAAAGGAUAUCAAGUUUUGGCUAUUCGAGAGUACAUGCAACAAAGGACGACCUAAAACUAGAGUUUGUGAAUUCAAAUACGAGACAAGUUGAGGAUAGCUUCCGAAUCAUAAAAACGCAAAGUAGAUAGGUUGGCAGAGGGUUACAUUUGCAGUUACUUCGGUAGGUCAUAUCAAAAAAGAAAGAAGACAACACUGAUUUACUAGCUCAUUAUGUCUAUGUCAAAGUAUUAUAUGCCACUUGUUGUAUCAACCUAUCUGCUAUUUUUGUGACCUUUAGAAUGAAAUGAUUGAUGAUUGAAAUGUACAAUUUUAAUAUCAA